Molecule: messenger RNA, 2080 nt
Organism: Klebsormidium nitens
Lineage: Eukaryota; Viridiplantae; Streptophyta; Klebsormidiophyceae; Klebsormidiales; Klebsormidiaceae
Source: the annotation of a GenBank genome assembly
AUGAGCUUGGAGUGCGUUGGAGUGGGGAAGGCGGGGGCGGGGGAGGGGGGCGGGGCGACCAAAGAGGAAGGGUUUGUUGGGGGCAUGUCGCCGGAAGAGCAGGCCAAAUUCGCGCUCGACACCCUCGAGCAAGUGCGCACCAAGGUCGACUCCUGGCUGACUUGGGAAACCGCUUAUCUGCAAGACGCGGGCCUCGUAUACGACGGCAGCUCCUCGCGCACUCGCCCGUCUAGUUACUCCGCCGGAAUAAGCGACGACCGACACUCGACCUACAGCGAUCCGGCUCCGGCGGUUCGGGCGGCGGAACCGAGCGCCGGAGGACCGCCGGCCGCCGACGCGCCGCAAGACCCGGGCGACGUUCCCGCCGCGCCUGACGUAGUGCUGACGUCAGCUCCCGGCGACCCAGCGCUGGUGACGGCCAGCACCCACCGGGGACUCCUACCGAGCGGAGUGCGCGAUCUGGCGCCGGCUUUUGUGAAGCUUGGCGGACCGGCCGACCGGCCCGUUGACUCCCCCACGAACCCGGGGCACGGGAAAGACGCGCGGAGGCCGCUGGGGAAACUAGACCUGGCGUCAAAACAGCGCGCGGAUGCGGUAACGGUGGCGCGGCUCAAGGCGGAGGAGACGAUUGCGUCGGCGGCCAUGCAGGCGGUGCGCGGGCGUGCGGAGAACUACCGGGUGGACGUGGGGCAGGAGGCGUUCGAGGACCCGGUCAAGGGUUUGGAGGCCAUCAUGGAGUGGCUGCGCGCGAACCGCGACAGCCUGCGCGCGCACACGGGCGAGCUGGACUACGACAUGAGCGGGACCAUCUCCACCGACGAGCUCCUCGAGCUCUUCCGCAAGGUUAAGUUCGAGCCGACCCCCGCCGAGCUGCGCAGCCUGCUGUGGAAGCUGGAUCGUGACGGCAGCGGCAGCGUCACAAUUGACGAGUUGCUCGACAGCAGUGACGACGAGGAUCACGCCGCCGUGUUCCGCCAAACCGCGCUCGCGCCGGUCUUCAGCCGGGAGGAGCUCAAGGCCCGGACCGAAAAGAUGGCGCGCAACCAGCAGCACACACUGCAGCGCCCGAACACGUCGGACGGAUUCCUGUCGGCGGAACAGACUCAACUAGUCCUCCAAAAGCUGCGAGCAAUCAAUGUGACCAAUCCCCUGGCUUCGGCCACUAGCGGGCCGCCACGUGGACCACCGUCGAGCUCGGGAUCCGCUCUUGCAAGUAGCGGCAGCACGUCGUCUCGGACCGGAAUCCUAAAGAUGAGCACUAUGAAUCGGCCCAGGAGUGUGCGGAACGGGACCGGAACCGGAACGGGCAAGGCGGGCGCUAUUCGGGGGACGAGCUCCAGCGAGACAACGCCGAGGCACGCGAGCUUCAAAGCGGGGGGUGGGGAUACCCGCGGAAACUACCCCGCCGCAGAGGACCUGAAGCGGCGGCCCGAUAGCGCACCGAUUCGCGGGGGCGACGAGAGAGUGAAAGCGAAGAAAGAGGAGACGCGGAAAAGUAGGAUAGCGUUUGUCGAUCUCCCCCCCGAAAACGAAGAAAACAGAGGAACGGGCGGGAUGACGUCCCGGCCUACGUCAGCUGGCCGAGGGAAAGUGUCGGGGAGUGUGAGCCUGAGCCGGCCGCUGUCGAGCUCGGGACACAGGUUGCGGUGACGUAACGCAAGCGCGUGCGCGCUGACUGAGGUGACGUAGGGCGCGAGCGCGCGUGCGGAGAGAGACCGAGUAAACUGAUAAAAAAACGGUAAAUCGAGUUUGAGAAAAGGUUCUCGGAGGUAACGUAACGAGUUCUUGUGUUCAAACUUUGUAAAAGCGCGAGGUGAAAGGAUCUAUGUACUCAGAAUUGACUUGUUUGUGGACGAAGUGACUUAGGAGUCAGGUAUCAAGGUAUAGAUUAACUGAGAGUUUUGGGUCUCUUGCAAAGCGAGAGCCCUCGGAUCAAGGUGCGGAUCUCGAUCAAUGCUGCGCAUGCGGCAGCAGAGUGGAAUGUCUCGCUCGAUUAAAUAGGCCUUUUCACAGAUCGCAAUGCAAAUCUGCUUAUAUUUGAGGGACAUACUCAAUCAACGUUUCGAAAGUAGCUGUGGCC